Messenger RNA from Cuscuta campestris, 3080 nucleotides. NCBI's taxonomy places the organism in Eukaryota, Viridiplantae, Streptophyta, Magnoliopsida, Solanales, Convolvulaceae. The record is from the annotation of a GenBank genome assembly.
CCCCAAAUGAACUACAGCAUCAAAAUCAUUCUUCCAUUUCAUCCAUCAAAAAAAAGCAAAACACAGGAAAGACAUACAAAAAAAAAUAAACAGAUAAAUCAACUAUCGUAAAUAAUUAACAAGAGGCUUGGCUUGGUUGUAAAUAUAGGAAUGGUAAUUUUCCCUUUGAUCGAUCAAAUCCCCCACAUAAAAUAAUUCUGUGAUUCUCUCUUCCUCCUCUUCUUCUCACCGGGAGGGCAGGAGAUGGAAAAGAAGCACAGAGGAGGAAGACGACGACCGCCGCCGCCGCCCUCCGCCAUGGCGACCACCGCCGCCCCCCUCUUCCUUUCUAUUCUUCUCGUCUUUGUUUCUGACCCGACCCGAUGCGUUCGUGCCCAAGACUCCUCCGCCGUUCUCCCCGCUCGGGCUUUUCAGCCCUUCGUCCCCCACGACAACUACCUCCUCGACUGCGGCUCCACCUCCCCCACCACCCUCCCCGGCGGCCGGAUCUUCCAGCCCGACCAGAACACCAACAAGUACUUGGCCUACGGCGGGGACGAGAUUCAAGUUUCUGGCGACGGCGGCGGCAAUGUCCCCGCCAUCUACCUCACCGCCAACGUGUUUGUGAGCGAUGCCACGUACACGUUCCACGUCACCUCCCCGGGCUUGCACUGGGUCCGCCUCCACUUCUACCCGCUGAGCGCCCCCGGCCACGACUUGAAGGCCGCCAGGUUCUCGGUCGUGACCGAGACUUCCGUCCUCCUUCGGGAAUUCGAGGCGGUCAACACCACCGCCCCGUGCAUGAAGGAGUUCUUGGUCAACGUCACGACCGAGCGGUUCCCGUUGACUUUCAAGCCUGCAGGGAAAAUGGCCUUCGUCAAUGCCAUUGAAUUCGUAUCCGCCCCGGAAGCCUUGAUCAGCGAUACCGCUUCACUCCUUUUUCCCGUCUCCGAACAAUUCGGGCUAUCAGGCAAUGCUUUUGAGACCGUAUACCGCCUCAACGUGGGCGGGCCGAUUAUUGGACCAGAGAACGACACGCUGGGAAGAAGUUGGAAACCGGACACGGAGUACCUUACCCCUAAGGAGAUGGGGAAAAAUGUGUCCGUCACGCCGGGGGUCAUCUCUUACCCUAAAGGCGGGGGCUCCCCCGUCAUUGCUCCGCCGCUGGUGUAUUCAUCUGCGGUGGAAAUGGCGGAUUCGGAAGUGAUGCAAUCCAUCUUCAACGUGUCCUGGCAGUUGGAAAUCGACAACGACUACACCUACCUAGUCCGUCUCCAUUUCUGCGACAUUGUGAGCAAGACGCUGAACGAACUCUACUUUAACGUCUACAUCAACGACAAAAUGGCAAUCUCCGGCCUCGACUUGUCGACGCUCAACGGGAAAUUAGCAACCGCUUUCUACAAGGAUCUGGUGGUGAACUCAUCAAUGGUCACAAAUCCCCUGAAAGUGAAGAUCAGCCCCGUGAAUGACGCGCAGGGAAUGAUGAACGCCUUGCUCAACGGGCUGGAGGUGUACAAGAUGAACAACUCCGUCGGGAGCUUGGACGGGGAAUUCGGGGUCGACGGGAAGGCGGCAGACGGUCACUCCGCGGGCGGGAAGACGGCCGCGGCCGUCGGGUUCGCAAUGAUGUUCGGGGCGUUUGUCGGGUUGGGGGCAAUGGCGGCAAAGUGGCAAAAGAGGCCACAGAAUUGGCAGAGGAGACAGAGUUUCUCGUCUUGGUUGCUCCCCAUCCACGCCGGAGAUUCAACCUUCAUGAGCAGCAAGAGCAAGAGCCACCAGUUCUAUUCGUCGACCACCGGAUUGGGACGGUUCUUCUCCUUUGCAGAGUUACAGGAGGCGACCAAGAACUGGGACCCGAAGGAGAUUGUCGGCGUAGGUGGGUUUGGAAAUGUCUAUCUUGGGACCAUAGACGAUGGGACUAAGGUGGCCAUCAAGAGAGGAAACCCACAGUCCGAACAAGGGAUCAACGAAUUCCAGACAGAAAUCCAAAUCCUGUCUAAGCUCAGGCACCGCCACCUUGUCUCCCUGAUCGGCUACUGCGAUGAGAACGAGGAGAUGAUCCUGGUUUAUGAAUACAUGGCAAACGGGCCUUUGAGAGACCAUCUCUACGGGAAGGGCAUGCCUACCCUGCCAUGGAAACAGAGGCUGGAGAUAUGCAUCGGCUCUGCCCGGGGGCUGCAUUACCUCCACACCGGUGCUGCCCAGGGGAUCAUCCACCGCGACGUGAAGAGCACAAACAUACUGCUGGACGAGAACUUUGUGGCAAAGAUGGCCGAUUUCGGGCUGUCGAAAGACGGGCCCGCAACCGGGCAGACCCACGUCAGCACCGCCGUGAAGGGCAGUUUCGGGUACCUGGACCCGGAGUACUUCAGGAAGCAACAACUUACCGAUAAGUCGGACGUGUACUCGUUCGGGGUGGUGCUGCUGGAGGUUCUGUGCGCCAGGCCGGCCAUCAACCCGCAGCUGCCGAGGGAGCAGGUGAACUUGGCAGAGUGGGCCAUGCAGAAGAAGAGAAAGGGGUUGCUGGACACGAUCAUCGACCCGGCGCUGGUGGGGAACAUUGACCCGGAAUCCAUGAAGAAGUUCGCAGAAGCCGCGGAGAAGUGCCUGUCAGAGUAUGGGGAUGAUAGGCCUUCCAUGGGGGAUGUGUUGUGGAACCUGGAGUAUGCUUUGCAGUUGCAGGAGAAUUCUUCACAGGGAACGGUUGCCGCCGCAGAGGAUGACAAUGCCAGUGCCACCACGGCACCACCGGCAUCAGCCACACCACCGCCUCCGGCUGUUAAUGCUCCGGCAGUUCCUUCUUCUUCUUCACCUGAAGCUCAAGAGGUUGAUGAACACUCUGGAACUGCUAUGUUUGUUCAAUUCACUUCCCUCAAUGGGAGGUAAAAUCCCAAGUGUUGUUGAUCAUGAAAAGGAAAAAAAAUAUAUAUAUAUUUCUUGCUAGUUCUGCUGUAAAUGAUUUACUGUUAGUCCUGAUGGUGCAAAACCAAUUGAAUGGUUGCCCAUAAUAUUCUAUAUUUGUUCGAUUCACAUCAUUGCAAAGCCAUAAUAAUAAUAACCAAACACUACUAAUUACCCUUGAAUUAAUUACUAAUACUUCU